Messenger RNA from Anoplopoma fimbria (sablefish), 1456 nucleotides. RefSeq names its product tRNA methyltransferase 61A (gene trmt61a). Bases 166 to 1059 code for a protein of 297 amino acids. Gene Ontology annotation, cellular component: tRNA (m1A) methyltransferase complex; nucleus. The record is from RefSeq and is a predicted model, not a curated record. The transcript is spliced from 4 exons. Lineage: Eukaryota; Metazoa; Chordata; Actinopteri; Perciformes; Anoplopomatidae. Gene Ontology annotation, biological process: tRNA methylation.
UUCCGCUGAAAACAACACCACGUGUGUGUGUGUUGAAUGAAUGGGGUUAGCUGUCAGCGCCGUCCUCCUGCAACCAACCGCCCGAUCCGCCCGUUGACCGUCGACCGUCCAACGGCUGUCUCCGUUUGAACCUCACACCUCACGAGACGACUCCCGGUGCUCACCAUGAGUUUUGUGGAGUACUCAGACCUCAUUCAGGACGGUGACGUCGCCAUCGUCUACCUGGGUCAUGAAUCCAUGAUGCCUGUCAAGGUCAAACAGGGCGCCCAAACGCAGACGCGCUAUGGAGUCAUUCGCCACUCCUCGGACCUGAUCGGUCAGCGCUACGGGUCAAAGGUCACCUGCAGCAAAGGCGGGUGGGUGUACGUGCUUCACCCAACGCCGGAGCUGUGGACAGUCACCCUGCCGCACCGCACUCAGAUCCUCUACACCACCGACAUCGCCACCAUCACCAUGAUGCUGGAGCUGAAGCCGGGGUCCGUCGUCUGCGAGUCAGGGACCGGUAGCGGCUCGCUCUCCCACGCCAUCCUGCGCUCCAUCGCCCCCACGGGUCACCUGCACACGGUGGAGUUCCACGAGCAGCGGGCGGAGAAGGCGGCGGAGGAGUUCAAGGAGCACCGCGUGGAUCGCCUGGUCACCGUCAGGAACCAGGACGUGUGCAAGGACGGCUUCGGGGUGACCGGGGUGGCGGACGCCGUCUUCCUGGACAUCCCGAGCCCAUGGGAGGCGGUGAAACACGCCAAGACCGCCAUGAAGAGACAAGGAGGUCGGGUGUGUUCGUUCUCUCCGUGCAUCGAGCAGGUUCAGAAGACGUGUGAGGCGCUGGCGGAUCAGGGUUUUGAGGAGAUCAGCACCCUGGAGGUCCUGCUGAGAGUCCACGACGUGCGAACAGUCUACAUGCCGCUGCCGGACUUCGGCCCCGACCCGUCGGCUCAGACUCAAACCGACGCCCCCGAGCAUCCGCCUCAGACCUCCAUCAGCCUGAAGACCACGACCCUGCCCAGAGAAAUCCCAGGACACACAGGGUACCUCACCUUCGCCACCAAACCAAGAACCUAAAGUGAUUUUUCUUUAUAUUUUUCCGCUCCAGUAAACAGGGUUGUGGUUUAUAAUCUGUACUCUGUGUAUUUUUCCAUGAACAUUAAUAAGACUGUGAUAAUCCAGCGGGGCCACCAGGCUCCUCCAGGUCCCGAUUGGCACCGCAGCACCACGAGGAUUUACAGUUUUUGCGUUACAUAAUUUUAUCCUCCUGUCACUUGGCACCGGUUUGUUGCUUGCAUCAAGCAAGAGUGAAAAAUCAAGUUGAUUCCAUUUGAGAAGAGUAUACUAAACUAUGCUUUGUCUCCCCUUUUAUAAGAAAAACCUGUUUUUAAUCAAUUAUUUCAGUUGUUUGUGGAACAAAUAUAUAUUUUUUUCCUUUUUCUUUGCUCUUUGUAUUCAAGUAAAUACAAUAAAU